UUCCACACCGGAAGCUUAAUGCGGACAAGGGGUGAGACAGGACGAAAUACGCCGAUUGGGAUGCUUACUGACUUUGCAUUCAAUACAUAAACCAGCCAUUUAACUCAACAAUUUCCCCUCCGCCAUACAAGAGUCGGUCUACCAAGUUCAAAACCCCAAUUGACCUCGAACUCCUAACCGCGGGUCCGGGAUUCAUUUCGUGGAACGAGACCAAACUCAGAGAGCCGAGACCCUUUCGACCACCACCGUACCGCGGGGCGCUUACUCCCACCCCACCCAUACCCUGACGACCGCGAUUCGGCACUUCGACAGCGUGAUUCCUCACCAUGUCCUGGGGGGAUGACCGGAAUGGCCAGGGGCCGAUGAAAUCGUCUCCGCAGGCGCAGAUUCAACCGUGCCGAUACAAGACGGGGAAGACGCUGGGGGCGGGGUCGUAUUCGGUGGUGAAAGAGUGCGUGCACAUCGAUACGGGACGAUACUAUGCGGCAAAGGUGAUCAAUAAGAGGUUGAUGGCGGGGCGAGAACAUAUGGUGAGGAACGAGAUUGCGGUGCUCAAACGCGUAUCGAUGGGCCACAGGAACAUUUUGACGCUGGUGGAUUACUUUGAGACGAUGAACAACCUAUAUCUCGUAACAGAUCUCGCGCUCGGAGGCGAGCUAUUCGAUCGCAUCUGUCGGAAAGGAAGCUACUACGAAUCGGACGCCGCCGAUCUGAUGCGGGCAACCUUGUCGGCCGUCGCAUACCUUCAUGACCAUGGGAUCGUACAUCGAGACCUGAAGCCGGAGAACUUACUCUUCCGAACGCCCGAGGACAAUGCAGAUUUGCUAAUUGCGGACUUUGGGCUUUCGCGGAUCAUGGACGAGGAGCAGUUCCAUGUCCUGACCACCACGUGCGGUACACCUGGAUAUAUGGCACCGGAAAUCUUCAUGAAGACCGGCCAUGGAAAACCAGUCGAUAUCUGGGCCAUCGGCGUCAUCUCUUACUUCCUCCUCUGCGGCUACACCCCCUUCGACCGCGACUCCAACCUCGAAGAAAUGCAAGCCAUCCUCGCCGCCGACUUCUCCUUCGAGCCCAUCGAGCACUGGCGCGGCGUUUCCGAGACCGCCCGCAGCUUCAUCCGCCGCUGCCUCACCGUCGACCCCAGCAAACGCAUGACCGCGCAGGAGGCGCUCUCCCACCCAUGGAUCUCGGGCGACGCACGGCAAACGGACACGGACCUGCUGCCGGUGGUCAAGAAGAACUUCAAUGCGCGGCGCACGCUGCACGCGGCGAUCGACACGAUCCGGGCAAUCAAUCAGCUACGGGCGGGCCAGGGGGCGGCGAUGAUGGACGGGGCGUUGAGCAAGGAUCCGACGCCGGCGGCAAAGGUGCCGAUGCCGCAGGAGGAGGAGGUGAAUGCGGAGGAGGCGGUGAUGGAUAGUCGGGGGAAUGCGCGGGGACAGACGGAGGAGAUGAUUCGGGAGCAGGAGAGGAGGAUUAGGGAGACGCAGGUGGGAUUGUGGGGUCGGACGGGGGGAGGUACUUGAGGAUGGGGGGUGGCAGGAUGAUGAUUGGAAUUAGCAUUGGCAGUGGGAUCAUGGUUGAUUGAGCGA
Molecule: messenger RNA, 1592 nt
Organism: Eremomyces bilateralis CBS 781.70
Lineage: Eukaryota; Fungi; Ascomycota; Dothideomycetes; Eremomycetales; Eremomycetaceae
Product: Ca/Cm-dependent protein kinase B
Exons: 4
Coding region: 327-1526 (399 amino acids)
Biological process (GO): cellular response to oxidative stress; protein phosphorylation
Molecular function (GO): calmodulin binding; calcium/calmodulin-dependent protein kinase activity; ATP binding
Source: RefSeq, a predicted model, not a curated record